AUGUGGAUACUUAUUCUUAUCAUAAAUGUCGCUGGAUUUCUAAAUAUUGCUGAAGGCAUUGGGCCAAGUGGAAAUUGUACACUUUUGCCAAAAGGAGAAAGAAGUUUUCCACAAAAUUUCAGUUUUGGUGUAUCAACUUCUGCAUAUCAGAUUGAAGGCAGCUGGAACGCAGACGGUAAGGGUCCAUCAAUAUGGGAUGAAUUUUGCCACAAUCAUCCCGAUAAUAUUUUGGAUAGAACAAAUGGUGAUAUAGCAGCUAACUCGUAUCGCCGUUUUGAUCUGGAUUUAGAAGCAUUAAGGGAUCUUAAGGUCAAUCACUAUCGCUUUUCGAUUUCCUGGACAAGAAUCUAUCCAAGCGGUGAUAUCUCAUCGAAAAAUCAAAAAGGAAUCGACUAUUACAAUAAUGUUAUAAAUCAGCUUAUAGCUAAUGGAAUUCAGCCAAUGGUAACAAUGUUCCACUACGAUCUACCGAUAGAGCUGCAAAAGUUAGGUGGGUUAACUAAUGAGCUUUUUAUCGAUCAAUUUGUAACAUAUGCCGACGAAUUGUUUAAAAACUUUGGUGAUCGUGUUAAAACUUGGAUAACAUUCAAUGAGCCAGUAAGAUUUUGUAAGCCUGGGUAUGGUACUGGAAGGGACCCACCACAGAUAAAGGCAUCCGGAAUUGGAGAUUACCUUUGCAUAGCCAAUAUUCUAAAAUCACAUGCUGCUGCCUAUCAUCUUUAUCGAUCUAAAUAUUUUGACGAGCAACAUGGAAAGGUGGGAAUUAGUUUGGAUACGUCUUAUUUCUUCUCAAAAUCCAAUGACAACGAACUUGUGUAUCGCAGCUUGCAAUACAAUUUGGGAAUACUGGCGCAUCCAAUAUACAGUAAAUCUGGUGGAUUUCCGGAGGUAAUGGUAAAGGAAAUUGAAAGGAACAGUUUGCAAGAAGGAAGACUAAAAUCACGACUUCCAAGUCUUGAAGGGAAAUGGAAGGAUUUAAUUCGUGGAUCAGGUGACUUUUUGGCCUUAAAUCACUAUACGUCAAAAUAUGUAGAGCGUUCUCCCCAACCACUUGGAGAUAACCCUUCAAUGCAGAGAGACUACGAUACCAUUGAAACUGUUGAUGAGAAUUGGCUUCAAGCACAUUCGUAUUGGCUCAAUUGUGUUCCGGAAGGAAUGGAAAUGUUAUUAAAUUUCAUCCGGGAUGAGUAUAAUAAUAUUGAGGUAAUUAUCACAGAAAAUGGAUGGUCGGAUAGUGGAGAAAUCGAAGACAAUAAUCGGAUUGUUUACCUAAAGAGUUACAUUCAAGCUGUUCUAAACGCAAUUAAUGAUGGAUGCAAUGUAACUGCUUAUUCGGUUUGGAGUUUUAUCGAUAAUUUCGAAUGGAUUCAAGGAUACACAGAUAAAUUUGGACUUUAUUCUGUUAACAUGAUAAGUCCAGAAAGACAACGUUCACCUAAAAAAUCAGCUAGAUUUUAUAGACAAAUAAUUGAAACAAGAAAAAUACCUAAUGUUUAAUUUAUAGUAUUACAAAACACAUGACAAAAAUAAAAGCUUAAUAAUAAUAA
Messenger RNA from Eupeodes corollae, 1547 nucleotides. Its product is annotated as myrosinase 1-like. Gene Ontology annotation, biological process: carbohydrate metabolic process. Gene Ontology annotation, molecular function: beta-glucosidase activity. The transcript has 8 exons. Lineage: Eukaryota; Metazoa; Arthropoda; Insecta; Diptera; Syrphidae. The record is from RefSeq and is a predicted model, not a curated record. Bases 1 to 1497 code for a protein of 498 amino acids.